Molecule: messenger RNA, 4331 nt
Organism: Polypterus senegalus (gray bichir)
Lineage: Eukaryota; Metazoa; Chordata; Cladistia; Polypteriformes; Polypteridae
Product: interferon gamma receptor 1-like
Exons: 8
Coding region: 250-1536 (428 amino acids)
Molecular function (GO): protein binding
Source: RefSeq, a predicted model, not a curated record
GACGCGCGCUCCUCUGGCUGUGGUGCCUCUGAUCUCUGACUGGGUGGGGAUUAACCUCUGUUUUGCUCUUCGCAACUGUAUCGAGGAAGUACAGGAGCGGUGUUUGUUAUUCAACGAAGAAGUGACCGUCUGUCUUACCGGAUACCGGGAGACUCGGUUCACAUGCAGUCUUUUUUACCAUCCAAACGCGUUUCACUGCUGGAGUUACAAUACAAGUGAAAGGCCGAGCGUGGUGAACGUCGUUAGACAAUGGAGAACGCGUGGAUUUCGGCGAGGACAGGACUGCUGCUCAUUUUUAUUGUAGGACUCGUGACAACUGAACCUUGUAAUGAAGAUAUUCCUUUACCCAGAGGUUUGACAGUGAGGAGUCAUAACUUUAACACUGUGUUCUCAUGGAAAUAUGACACUUUUUCUCCAAAGCCAUUAUUUAGCGUGAAAAUGAGUUAUUACCUGACUGGAAGUUCUAAAUAUGCCCAACACUGUAUAAAUAUUACUUCAAUGGAAUGUGAUGUUUCUUCUUUGAUCAAUAAUUAUGAAGAACAUUACAUUUUAUCUGUAUCUGCUACUGUUGGCACAAACCAAUCUUGUAAUAGACACAUUAAGAUGUCACUACCAGACCAAGGUGUUUUGGAUUUUCCUCCAGUAAACAUGACUGCUGAUGGAAGAAAAGUUACAGUUGAAUUUCAGCGACCUGAUAUAAUGUAUAAAAAAAAGCAUUCUUUCCUGAGAAAACAAGAUGAAUUUGAAUAUAUGAUUAAAUAUUGGGAGAAGGCAGCAGAGAAUUUUGUUCCAACUCCAUCUCUGUUUAAAUGUUCUCGUAAACAGCAAAGAUGUGAAGCUAAACUGCUUCUACCAAAAGAAAAUGCUGAAUACUGCUUUGUAUUUGAAGGGAAAAUAUUUCAGAUGCCAAUUAAUACCUCAAAAGAAGUUUGUUUGACUGAUCCUGCAAAAGAAGAUAAAAGCCUGGCAAUAAUUCUUUCAGGAAUAAUCCUGAUUCUUAUUGCAGUUACAGUUUUAACUUCUUUAUUGGUCUACAAGUUACUGAAGAGUAGAACUACUGUUUUACCAUCAUCCUUGCUUUUCUUCCUAAAAGGAAUAAAACCGUACAAUAAUAUACAGAAAGAAGAAACGACUUGUUCUUCUGUCCAAACAGCGGAAUCGCCAACAAGUAACCAAACACUAUUGCAUGAAGAAGUGGGAGUAGAUGAGAUGCUUGAUAAAGGUGUAGCAUCGAUGGAAAACUCCAGAAUGAAAAUUGGAUGCAGUAAUGUUGGAACAGAAACAGAACAAAUAUCAUUUUUGGAAAUUGUAAAACCAGAAAACAAACCCAAUGUUGUGUUUGUUGACACUGGUGAUGAGCUCACAAACCCUGAUGAAGAUAUCAGAACAAUUUCAACAAUGCUGGAAAGUGGAUCUUCAACAGAUAGCAUUCAGUCAAAUCCCAUUGUAUCAUUUGGAUAUGACAGGCCCCAAGUGCUUGUAGAGAUGGAUUUUAGUGAUAUAGUGGAGGGUUACAAGCAUACACAGCUCGAGUAAGAUACUGUUAAGACUUAUCCUGCAGGGCAAGAGACUGUUUGUGGGUGUGUCCGAAAGGAGAAAAAGAAAUAUUAAGCACUUAAUGCUACAAAGGUGAAGUUGUUCAGAUGUUCUUCUCAUUACAGUCUGUGAACAGAACUUGUGCUCGAUUCCUUUUUGGAAAUACCUUAAUCUAAACGAGUUUCUCCCAGUUAAAACUAUUAAGCUACUGUGUGAAUUGAUUUAGCAUUAAUUUGUUUUUAUACAGGUUUAUUAUUGAUAAAGUUUGUUCAUUUUAAAUGUCCUCUUUGAGAGUGACAAUUUGGUGACUUACUGUAAAUUUUGCCAUCAGUUUCAUUUUUUGAACUAGACAGAUCUUUGUAAAUAAUGUAUUUAAUUGUAGACAUAAUUGGUAAGGAGUAGGUUACAACUGCUUCAAAUUGUCUUAGUCUAACUCAAAGUCAGAAACCAGAACAGCUAGGUAUCUUGGUAGCUUUUCAUUUACAGAAAUAUUAUACUUCUGUAUAUGUAGUUGUUGAAAGUACUUUUAUUUUAGUUGGAAAAAAAAAAAACAAACUACAAAAUAGGUAUGCGCUGAUCAGAGCUGAUACGGAUCAUCAAUAGUGCAUGAGGCAUAGAAGAAUAUAAAUUUUCUUGCCAUAAUUACAAGCCACGAUUCGACUAAAAUGUUCCUAAGAUGUUUAUCAAUACACAAGGCUAACACGCUGUUAGCACAUUUACAUGUGAAAUACACAAAUGUGUCUUUUAAGCUAAGAGGCUUAUUGUUUACUAAGCAGUGAGGACAAGUUCUUCUUUAUUGGUUCUUUUCAUUAUAAACAAUGCGAAUUGCUGUACUAAACACAAGCUAACUCACUAUUCACACUCAGAGAAGGAGUCCUUCACUUUAAUUGAAGGGCAAAACAGAAAGGUCUGAGCUCAUCACACAAGACUUGUCACUGUUUUCUUCUAAUCCAAGUACAGGUGGAUAACAUAUCCAUCUGCUGUGACUCCUAAGAUUCCCUUUACCUCAGUUUAUUACUUCACAUUCUUUAAUGGAAAAGUAGUGAAACGUCAAGCAAAAUGACACCUUUUAUUGGCUAACUAAAAAGAUUACAAUAUGCAAGCUUUCGAGGCAACUCCGGCCCCUUCUUCAGGCAAGAUAUAAGGUGUCAUUUUGCUUGACUUUUCACCACAUUCAUAAUGGCCAACACUGUACAACAAUUUAAUGGAAAAACAAAUUUUCCUGUCUUCACUCUCUCCUAAAGUCAGUUUACAGGAAUUUCCAUCAGCAAAACAACAUGUGUGAUUCCUAAAGUACUGUAAUGCUUCCCGUAAAGGAGUACUAUGACUAAGUUGCCAUAAAUCUUAGUAAGGCAGAUUCUAACAAAAAGAAAAAAAAACAUGUUUGAGAUCGGCCAAUUUAUUAAUUACUGAUCAAAUCGCUUGGAGUGAAAAUUGACUGAUUUAGAUUGACGUUGAAGCACCAGCAGCACAAAUUGCAUUCUGGAAAGGGCUGUUUCCAAACCCUUUAGGCACUUUAAAAGAAAAUGUUGAAAAUAAAAAAUGAAGUAAUAACAUAAUUUCUGUCAUUUGCACAUCGUAUCGAAAAACCCCACCUGUGAAGUCCGACACUUCAGUAUCAUCACACAAUUUAUUUUACAUUGUUUUUAUAUAUUCUGUACUGAUGAGACAUAGAGCUUCAUAAACACUGUUAAUUGUAUACAGUAAGUCGUGAAAAUAAGUUUAUUGGCCUUUUCUGGACUUCUGUUUGUGCCAUUGAAGAUGUUUUUUAGACAUAGAGUACAUGCUUUACAGUGCAUUGUGUUCUACAGCAUUUAAGCCUGUAGUGGACAGUAGAUGACACUUUAGCAUAUCCUGCAUAGUGACUUGGGAGCACUGUGAUCGAUGUCCGGUCAUUUUUUAAAGUAAACUUUUUGUUUAGCAGGAUGAAAGCCUCUUUUAAUAACAUUGAGUUGUAAAAAAAGAACAUAUUUAAAUGUUCUAAGCACAUUUACGAGUUAUUUUAUUUGCAUAAUGAUAAGCACUUAGUUUUGUUUCAGGCUUUUUGUAUUCUUCAGUAGACUAGCUUGAAAAUGAAAGUAAAAUGUCUAAUCAGGUUACAUUAUUUUAAAGCUUACAUUUCAGAUAUGAAGUAUAAUCACUUGUCAUUUUCUUCAAUAGAACGUCUUUAGUGGCAUAAAGGCCACAUUAAUAUUGAUCAUGAAGAGUGUCAGCAGUUCCAUUAUCAAGUUUGGAUGAUUGCAUUUACAAAUUAGCUUUGACAAUCACAAAUUUCAUUCUUAACUUGUGAAUAGCAUUACUUUUGGAGUGUAGUAAACUGUAGGUUUAAAAUGUAAACCAAAAAAAAUGAUUCUUGAAAGCUGCUCAAUACUCUGCUUUUCUUUAUAGUUGGUCCAAUGUUUGUUUUCACAGUUAAAAAAAUUGUCAAGAAGACUUAUUUUAAAUAUUAGGCUGUUAUAACACCAAUAAUAACUCCAAACAACACGUAUCACAUAAUCCUUCAUACUACACGAAAUCCCCCUUACACAAUACAUAAACCCCAUCAACACAUAACCCAAACCCAAAACAUCAUUGAACUCCUGUGUGAUACCAAAAGCAGUUCCAGUGCACAGCGAUUCUUAAAGCCAUUCAGUACCCUGCUUUCCUUGGUAGAAGGACCUGUGUCUCUUUUCACAGUUAAACUGUUUUUUAUGUAUUAGGUGUCUUUUUGAUGUUCAUUCUUUGCCAAUCUGUUAAGUGCCUUCAUGUCAUUCUCUUUACAUGACUGGCACUAUUACACUUAUAUUUAAAAAAAA